AUGGACAGAUGGACAGAUGGAUGGAUGGAUGGAUGAUGGAUGGAUGAUGGAUGAUGGAUGGAUCCAUGGAUCCAUGGAUGGAUGGAUGGACAGAUGGACGAACAGACGGCCUAGCAGAUGGACAAAUGGACUCAAGCUCCUUUGGACUGAAGCCUUUCCUCAAGAGCCCUACAGGUGCCCAUCUCCCUUUGGUUGCUUCUCCCACUGGAUUUUGGGAGUUCCUGACUCAACCAUUGCAACCCCUGGAGCUCCACAUCCCCACCCGGGUCCCUCCCAGCCGAGCGUCUCCUCCUCCCCCCCAAAUCUCUUCAUGGGGGUCAACCACCUUGAAGAAUCAUUUUUUAAAAAGACCCAGAACCCCCCCAAAACCAACCCCGAGCUCCACGGCCGGGGCUCCCUUGGCACCGGCAACGUCCCCCGACAUCCGGGCGGCAGCCGGAGCAUCUGUGCCGGAGGGCUCGGGGUGGCGGUGGGGAGGGAGAGAGGAAAUCUGGAACCCAUAAGCUCCAGAGCCGCUGGCGUUCCCCUGCAUUGGUCUGCGCCUGGUCCGCCCCCGCCCCGCUCGCCCUAUCAGCAGGAGCCGUUCCCGAAGUCAUCCCGGCGCCCUCCUCUCCUGGCCCAAAGGAAAAAGCCAAGGAGCUCCUUGGAGAGCUCCGCGGGGCUUGGGGCGCCCGGGCAGCCCCGAGGGCGAAUGCUCCGGGCCGCGCCUCGGGAGCCACCGGCGGCUCCUCCGCAAGCCGGCCGGCCGAGGAGAUGAAGGAGGAAAACCUCUCCCCGGAGUCCCCCGAGGGCAGCGCGGCCACCAGCGAGGACGAAGCCGAGAGGCCGCCCAGGAAAAGCGGCCGCAAGCGCGGGCAGGGCCCCGGAGGAGCCCCCUCGCCGCAGGGCAAGCGCAGCCGGCGCAGCCCGGCCCCGCAGCCCCCCGAGGAUGCCCACGCCCAGAGAGUGAUCGCCAACGUGCGGGAGCGCCAGCGCACCCAGUCCCUCAACGACGCCUUCGCCGAGCUGCGCAAAAUCAUCCCCACGCUGCCCUCGGACAAGCUGAGCAAGAUCCAGACGCUGAAGUUGGCCGCUCGCUACAUCGAUUUCCUGUGCCAGGUGCUGCAGAGCGACGAGCUGGACCACAAGGUCGCCACCAGCUGCAACUUCCUGGCCCACGAGAGGCUCAGCUACGCCUUCUCCGUGUGGAGGAUGGAGGGCGCCUGGUCCAUGUCGGCGUCUCACUGAGCUGGGUCUCCGCCUCGAUGGAAGCAGCUCCAACACCCAAACCCCCCCAGGAACCACCCUGGAGAGAGGAGGGAACGAUCCCCAAACCCCCGGCAGCUCCCAAAAACUUGAGGAAUGAGCCCGAGGGAGCAGCAGGAGCUGGUUUGAGUCUCUUCGGAUGCUGCCGGAGGAACCGGGGGCUGUGAUUUAUUGUGGGCUCGCAGGUAAGGAAUGAUCCCAGAUUCCUGGAGCCUCCUGGAGCGGGCAUGACAAUUCCUCUGGAAUGAGGGGAAGGGGAAGGGCUGGAGCCCCCCUGAGCUUUUAUCCCGCUCCGAAGGCUCUGCCGGGACCUUCCCUGGAUGAGCACGGGGGAUUUGGGGGCUGCUGACCCCACGGAUUGACCUCAAAAACUCCCUGCUGGAACCACCCGAAUCCCUGGAAUUUAUCGGCACUCCAGGCUGGAGACGGAGCCGGCGGGAAUGGGGGAUUUUUGGGGUCGUUUUGGGAACUCUGGGGGGGUUUGGGCUCUUUUUGGGGGCACAGAAAAGACGAUGGAGGUGCCCAAAACCACCCCAAUAAAGCCCAGGGGGAAUUUUCCAAGGUUCAAUCCUCGUGUUUCCUACGGAAGCUGCCGGCUCCCCUCAGCUGAGCCGCUUUUAUUGCAAUCAGGCAAAACAAAAUCAGAGUUUUUUGCCUGUUAUGGCACAAAAAAAGGGGGGAAAUCCUUUCCAGGGAGGUCUGAACCCCCAAAUAUUCCACGGGAGAGGAGCUCAGUUGUGAUCAGAUUUGGGGAACACCGGAGAAUCCACGGAGGAGCCACAGGAAAGCCCAGAGCGACCUUUUCUACCCAAUUCCCAAUUUUUCUGAGCAGUGGGAGUGGAUUGCAGCCUUCAAAAAAAAAAUCUGGGGAUGCUUAAAAAAAAUUCAAAACUCCCUUAAAAA
Parus major (Great Tit) is the source of this 2148-nucleotide messenger RNA. RefSeq names its product twist-related protein 2-like. The record is from RefSeq and is a predicted model, not a curated record. Gene Ontology annotation, molecular function: DNA-binding transcription factor activity, RNA polymerase II-specific; RNA polymerase II transcription regulatory region sequence-specific DNA binding; protein dimerization activity. The transcript has 2 exons. NCBI's taxonomy places the organism in Eukaryota, Metazoa, Chordata, Aves, Passeriformes, Paridae. The coding region runs from base 754 to 1227 and encodes 157 amino acids. Gene Ontology annotation, biological process: regulation of transcription by RNA polymerase II; developmental process.